Molecule: messenger RNA, 773 nt
Organism: Acomys russatus (golden spiny mouse)
Lineage: Eukaryota; Metazoa; Chordata; Mammalia; Rodentia; Muridae
Gene: Myl2
Product: myosin light chain 2
Exons: 7
Coding region: 151-651 (166 amino acids)
Biological process (GO): cardiac muscle contraction; muscle cell fate specification; heart development
Cellular component (GO): myofibril; cytoplasm
Molecular function (GO): calcium ion binding
Source: RefSeq, a predicted model, not a curated record
GGGACUUAGGUGGCCUCCACCUCACCUACAACUGCCAAAAGUGGUCAUGGGGUUAUUUUUAACCCCGGAGAAGAGGUAUUUAUUGUUCCACAGCAGAGGGGGGCCCAGCAGGCUCGGAUUAUCCAGAGGCAGCAGCCAGCUCCAGACACCAUGGCACCAAAGAAAGCCAAGAAGAGGCUAGAGGGCGGGAGCUCCAACGUGUUCUCUAUGUUUGAGCAGACCCAGAUCCAGGAGUUUAAGGAGGCCUUCACAAUCAUGGACCAGAACAGAGAUGGCUUCAUUGACAAGAAUGACUUGAGGGACACAUUUGCUGCCCUAGGACGCGUGAACGUGAAAAAUGAAGAGAUUGAUGAAAUGAUCAAAGAGGCUCCAGGUCCAAUUAACUUCACUGUGUUCCUUACAAUGUUUGGGGAGAAACUUAAAGGGGCAGACCCGGAGGAGACUAUUCUCAAUGCAUUCAAGGUGUUUGACCCGGAAGGCAAGGGAUCGUUGAAGGCUGACUAUGUCCGGGAGAUGCUGACUACACAAGCAGAGCGGUUCUCCAAAGAGGAGAUUGACCAGAUGUUCGCAGCCUUUCCCCCUGACGUCACCGGCAAUCUAGAUUACAAGAAUUUAGUCCACAUCAUCACCCACGGAGAAGAGAAGGACUGAGCUUGGAGCCGCAACCUCGGGGGACCCACUGGCUGUCUACCUCCAGCCCCUGCUGCCCCAGCCUGCAGGUGUGCGUCAUCCUAAGGCCAUGUGUGCAAAUAAACAGGAAGUCUUGGAUCUAG